Mesorhabditis spiculigera is the source of this 1050-nucleotide messenger RNA. Lineage: Eukaryota; Metazoa; Nematoda; Chromadorea; Rhabditida; Rhabditidae. The record is from the annotation of a GenBank genome assembly.
AUGUGGAAACGCGGCCUUUCCACGCUCCGCCCCUCGACCGAGAUGUUGCUCAGAAGAUGUUCAACCAGCCAAUCGACAUCCGCGGCGCCGACGGUGGCUGAGGCACGCGAGGAAUUCGCACUCCCGAAGGGCUACGACUUCAGAAUAUGGCACCCGAUGCACAUGUCCGUGCAGUUCAAGAAAAUGGAGGGCAAGAUGAGGACGGUUGACCUGGUUGUGGAGGUGCACGAUGCGAGGAUACCGCUCACCGGCAGGAAUCCGAUGUUCUUCGAGCAGUUGUAUGCGGUGCGACCGCACGUUUUAGUGAUGAACAAGAUGGACCUGAUCGACAUGAAGCGCUACAAGGAGCCGAUCGAGGCGUAUUAUCAAGAGCGCGGCAUUCAGAAGAUCCUGUGGACGGACUGCAAGCGGAGGCUAUCAAGAGCACUGGCCGAUUUGAGGGACAGCAUGCUGCUCGCGCUGCGAAAUGAGCCGAGAUUCAAUCGAACAGUCAAGACCGAGUAUCAAGUGAUGAUCGUGGGCAUCCCGAACGUUGGCAAAUCGUCGCUGCUGAAUUCGCUACGCGGCGCCAAUCUCGGCCACAAGCAUGCCGCCGUGCAAGAAGGCGCUCGACCCGGCGUGACGAUUCGAGUGCAGAAUCGGGUCCGGAUUUUGGAUCGGCCGAUUACAUACGUUUUGGACACGCCAGGAGUGCUGCCCCCGUAUCAGCACAACGCCGAGGACGCGAUGAAACUGGCAAUAUGCGACUUGGUGCUGGAGAGCGCAACAAAUCCCCUCUACGUUGCCGAUUACCUCCUGUUUUGGCUGAAUCGAACACGGGAUUUUUCGUACGUCGAUCUGUGCAAAAUCGAAGGCGGCCCCUGCGAUAAUAUCAACAAAGUGCUGCUCCGAAUCUGCCAGGCGGAGAAUUUGCGCGCGAACCGGAUGAUCGGGAGGGAUAUUGAAGAAAGAUGGGAUUUCGACGAGGCCACGAAGCGCUUCAUCCAGCUUUUCCGGACGCAUAAGCUGAAAGAUCAUUGUCUCGACAAGGAAUUGCUAUUGCCUUACAUG